AUGGCGUCGAUGAAGCUGCAUUUUGGAUGUUACGAAGGGACAUGGUGCGAGGAGCAGAAUGCCUUUCCUAGUGAAAUCUUGGCCAAUGCCUCACUGGCCCGCAUCUGCUACCCGCGUCCGUUGAAGACCUACAUCCUCGGCAAGGGCAGAUACAAGCCGUGGUGCACCGAUCCUCACGGCAAUCAGUUCGAGCCGAAGAAUGUGGCGAGUUGGGGAUGUAUGGUACUGCCGUUCUGCAAACUGGACCAACCGGGAGAAUUCGAUGAACAAAAAUACCUGAGACCUGUAGCUGAAAACGGAGAUCUGCUGAACUGCAUGGAUAUUUGUCCAAGAAACCAGAAUGGCCGUGGAUUGACGGACAAACCGGAUUGUCGACCCAUCCCUAGCAAUCCGGAAAACGACUAUUUCGGUGUCCUCAGCAUUACGGAAAAGAUGGAUUGGUGUGACGCGGAGAAGUCGACUCACAAAGCCCCGUGGUCACUCAACCCACCGUGCAAUCCGAUUCCGCAGUGUCGAGGAAAUGUCGAAGGACGUGCUCCGGAUGCGAGGGAUUGGCGCAAGAAUCUGCUAUACUACCAGAAAAAUGUCGACGGGGUUCCAUGCGUCGUCUACAAGCAGUGCAGUGCUUUGACGGAAGAGGAGAGGAUGAAGUACCAUUGCGUCGGCUCGACUAUGACAACGAGCACGACAAAAGCCUCGACGACGACAACGGCAAAGACGACUGCAAAGACAACGACCGAGAAACCGAAUGACGGGCUGGGGGAUGAGGUCAUCCUGAUUGCAGCUUUGGGUGGCGCUCUGCUGCUGUUCAUCAUCCUGACCGUCAUCGUGUUGUGCUGCUGUCUGAAGAAGAAGGACAAGGGCCCGAAGGGAAAGAAGCCGAUUGUCGAUGACAUG
Mesorhabditis spiculigera is the source of this 897-nucleotide messenger RNA. The record is from the annotation of a GenBank genome assembly. Lineage: Eukaryota; Metazoa; Nematoda; Chromadorea; Rhabditida; Rhabditidae.